GGGGGGGCCGCCCGCCGCUGCCGCCCCGGGCUCCGACACCUACAAGGGUUGGCUCUUCAAGUGGACCAACUACCUGAAGGGCUACCAGCGCCGCUGGUUCGUGCUCAGCAACGGGCUCCUCAGCUACUACAGGACACAGGCAGAAAUGGCCCACACGUGUCGCGGGACCAUCAACCUCUCCACGGCUCACAUCGACACGGAGGACUCUUGUAACAUCGUGCUUUCCAACGGGGGGAGGACGUAUCACUUGAAGGCCAACUCGGAGGUGGAGAGGCAACGCUGGGUGACGGCCCUGGAGCUGGCCAAGGCCAAAGCCAUCCGCAUGAGGAACAACCAGUCAGAUGACUCGGGCGACGAGGAGCCCGCCUCGCAGUCAGACAAGAGCGAGCUGCACGGCACGUUGAAAACCCUCUCGAGUAAACUGGAGGAUCUGAGCACUUGCCAUGAGCUGAUCGCCAAGCACGGGGCGGCCCUGCAGCGCUCCCUCAGCGAGCUGGAGAACCUGAAGCUGCCGGCCGAGAGCAGCGAGAAGAUCAAGGCGGUGAACGAGCGAGCCACCCUCUUCCGCAUCACCUCCAAUGCUAUGAUCAACGCUUGCCGCGAUUUCCUGGACUUAGCCGAAACCCACAGCCGAAAAUGGCAGCGGGCGCUGCAGUAUGAGCGGGAGCAGCGGAUCCGGCUGGAGGAGACCAUCGAGCAGUUAGCCAAGCAGCACAACAGCUUGGAGCGAGCCUGCCGCGGGGCCCCCGGCCUCUCCUCCAGCACCACCGGCAUCACCAGCAGCGCCAAGGGGAGCGUGCAGUCUGCCAAAGGAGAGGCCAGUGAUGAAGAUGAAGAGACGGAGUAUUUUGAUGCCAUGGAGGAUGCACCAGCGUUUAUCACUGUAACCGCAGACCCCAAGCACCACAGGCGUUCGGGCAGCAACCUGAGUGGGGCCAGCGAGGGCCACCCCGAGGACUGGAACCUGGAGGACAGUGUCUUUGAAAGCUCCAAUCAAAGCAGCUACAAUGAGUCCACUUGCAAAGAUCUCCUGCCGAAGAAAAGGAGACGGACUCGCAUCCCCGACAAACCCAACUACAGCCUUAACCUCUGGAGCAUCAUGAAGAACUGCAUCGGCAAAGAGCUCUCCAAGAUCCCCAUGCCUGUGAACUUCAACGAGCCGCUCUCCAUGCUCCAGAGGCUGACGGAGGACCUGGAGUACCAUGAGCUGUUGGACAAAGCGGUCAAGUGCGAGAGCUCCACGGAGCAGAUGUGCUUCGUGGCCGCCUUCUCGGUGUCUUCCUACUCCACCACCGUCCACCGCACCGCAAAGCCCUUCAACCCGCUGCUGGGGGAGACCUAUGAGCUGGACCGGCUGGAGGAGUUUGGCUUCCGUUCCCUGUGCGAGCAGGUGAGCCACCACCCCCCGGCAGCCGCCCAUCACGUCUACUCCAAGCGAGGGUGGACGUUGUGGCAGGAAAUCACGAUCGCCAGCAAGUUCAGGGGCAAAUACCUCUCCAUCAUGCCACUGGGCGCCAUCCACCUCGAGUUCCACUCCAGUGGGAAUCACUAUGUCUGGAGGAAAGUCACCUCCACCGUUCACAACAUCAUCGUGGGCAAGCUCUGGAUUGACCAGUCUGGUGAAAUAGAGAUUGUUAACCAUAAGUCAAAAGAUAAAUGCCAGCUGAAAUUUACCCCCUACAGCUACUUCUCCAGGGACGUCCCCCGAAAGGUGACAGGGGUGGUGACCGACGCUGAUGGUAAAGCCCACUACGUCAUGUCAGGCACAUGGGAUGAGAAGAUGGAGUGUUCCAAGAUAGUGCACAGCAGCCACGGCAGCACAAGCACGGAGGGCAAGCAGAAAACCGUCUACCAGACGCUGUCUCCAAAGGUCUUGUGGAAGAAGUACCCACUUCCGGAAAACGCCGAGAACAUGUAUUUCUUCUCUGACCUGGCCCUCACCCUGAAUGAGCCUGAGGAGCGGGUGGCCCCCACAGACAGUCGGCUGCGACCUGACCAGCGGCUGAUGGAGAGUGGCCGCUGGGAUGAGGCCAACGUGGAGAAGCAGCGGCUGGAGGAGAAGCAGCGAGCCGUGCGCCGGCGGAGAGAGGCCGAGGCCGUGGAGGCCCUGGAGGAAGGCAAGGACUACGAAGGCUACAUCCCACUGUGGUUUGAGCGCAAGGUGGACGCUGUGACGGGGGAGCUGAUCUGCGUCUAUAAGGGUGGCUACUGGGAGGCCAAGGACAAGCAGGACUGGAGUUCAUGCCCCGACAUCUUCUGAGCCACACCGGGGUGGCCGGCUCCGCGCCUGGAGUCACUGGGACGGACAGAGGGACAGCGGGGACACGCUGGCAGCGUCCCACCAGCAGUAACCGUGCAGAUACACACACAGAGUCAAUACACGCAGAGAUUUGACAAGAAAAUCUAAACAGGGAUUCCAAACCUAUUUUUUUACGCACUAAUAAAUAGCAUCCUUUUUUUUUUUUUUUUUUU
Messenger RNA from Calidris pugnax (ruff), 2472 nucleotides. RefSeq names its product oxysterol binding protein 2 (gene OSBP2). The record is from RefSeq and is a predicted model, not a curated record. NCBI's taxonomy places the organism in Eukaryota, Metazoa, Chordata, Aves, Charadriiformes, Scolopacidae. Bases 146 to 2260 code for a protein of 704 amino acids. Gene Ontology annotation, molecular function: cholesterol binding. Gene Ontology annotation, cellular component: membrane; intracellular membrane-bounded organelle; cytosol. The transcript is spliced from 14 exons.